AUGGCCGACAACGCCCCGACGUCAGCCAGCUCGCUGCUCAAGGACGCCGCCGCGCAGUCUGCAGCCACCGCGGACGAGGUCGCCAAACAGCACGACCUGCUCCCCAAGCUCAUCCCUUACCUCGACCGCCAGCUCAUCUUCCCGCUGCUCGAGUUUGCCUCUAACCAGGAGGAAGACGACGAGGCCAUCGACCAGAUCACAAAGUCCAAAUAUGAGCUACUCAAGCAUACCAACAUGGCCGACUACAUCGCCAGUCUCUGGCAGGAGAUCAACGAUUCCGAUAACGUACCAGAGGAAUUUGUCACGAAACGGGAGGAAGUCGUCCAGAAACUGCAACACUACGUCGACGAGAGCAGCAAGAUCACAGAGCUUCUCCAGGACGACGCCGUUGUGGGUAACCUGCGCAGUGACAAGGCCGCCAACUUGAAAUUCCUCGAGGAGCAGCACGGCGUCACCAUCGAGAUGGUCAACACUCUCUACGAAUUUGGUCGAUUCCAGUAUAGCUGUGGCAGCUACGGCAAUGCCGCCGAGCUCCUAUACCAAUUCCGUGUCCUGUCCACAGAUAACGACAAGGUUGCCGCCGCUACGUGGGGUAAACUCGCCUGCGAGAUCCUGACUACCAACUGGGAGGGCGCCAUGGAGGAAAUCACCAAGGUCAAGGACUCAAUCGACACGCGUCUCUUCAAUAAUCCGCUGGGACAACUCCAGCACCGCUCAUGGCUCAUCCACUGGUCUCUCUUCCCUUUCUUCAACCACGAACCCGCCCGUGAUGUGCUCACAGACAUGUUCUUCCACCCCGCCUACAUCAACACCAUCCAAACCGCUUGCCCCUGGAUCCUCCGCUACCUCACCGCCUCCGUCAUCACCAACCGCAGCCGCGCACACAAGAACUCCUCUCUCUACCAGAAGCAGCUCAAAGACCUCAUCCGUGUCGUCCGACAGGAAGAAUAUGAAUACCAAGAUCCCAUUACCGAGUUCGUCAAGGCUCUCUAUAUCGAUUUUGAUUUCGAGGAGGCCCAGAAGAAACUUGGCGAAGCUGAGGAAGUUCUACGGAGUGACUUCUUCCUCGUUGCUGCCGCAGAUGCGUUUGUCGAGUCCGCCAGACAUUUAAUAUCAGAGAGCUAUUGCAAAAUCCAUCAGCGAAUCGAUAUCAAUGACCUCUCCACCCGCCUUGGUCUAAGUCAGAAUGAAGGCGAGAAGUGGAUUGUUAACCUGAUCCGCGACACUCGCGUUGACGCCAAAAUCGAUUACAAGGAAGGGACCGUUCUAAUGAACCACCCUCCCCAGUCAGUCUACCAGCAGGUCAUCGAGAAGACGAAGGGAGCUUUCUUCAGAACACAGGUCUUAAGCUCGGCUGUUGCCAAAUAA
This is a messenger RNA of Arthroderma uncinatum, 1368 nucleotides long. RefSeq names its product eukaryotic translation initiation factor 3 subunit E. The record is from RefSeq and is a predicted model, not a curated record. The coding region runs from base 1 to 1368 and encodes 455 amino acids. Gene Ontology annotation, biological process: translational initiation. Gene Ontology annotation, cellular component: eukaryotic translation initiation factor 3 complex; cytoplasm; nucleus. Lineage: Eukaryota; Fungi; Ascomycota; Eurotiomycetes; Onygenales; Arthrodermataceae. The transcript has 3 exons. Gene Ontology annotation, molecular function: translation initiation factor activity.